Messenger RNA from Artibeus jamaicensis (Jamaican fruit-eating bat), 6319 nucleotides. RefSeq names its product histone deacetylase 8 (gene HDAC8). Lineage: Eukaryota; Metazoa; Chordata; Mammalia; Chiroptera; Phyllostomidae. Bases 216 to 791 code for a protein of 191 amino acids. The transcript has 5 exons. The record is from RefSeq and is a predicted model, not a curated record. Gene Ontology annotation, molecular function: histone deacetylase activity.
UAGGGCAACAAGGAUGGUUAGUUUUGACAGUGCUUCCAUGUGCCAUAAAACAUCAAUUCUAAUUGACAGUUAUCAGUGAUUUAAUAUCUGCAGACCUCCCGUUUUUGAGCUGUGAUCACUAAAUGAAGGGGUUGUGGACUGGGAAGACCCAUGCACUCCUUCAAUUGGUUGGGGAUCGAGAACAGUGACUCUGGCGAUCUCAAGAACAGGAGGGAAUGUUGACCAGGGAGCACCGCUGCGGCCGAUUAGAGGAGCAGGAACCGGAGCCCGGGCUGAGUACUAAAAAAGCCGCAUCCGGACGUUGGCUUCGGAACGGCUGGAAGUGGAGGAUGAAGGAGCCUGAGGAACCUGCGGACGGUGGGCUUUCGCUGCCCCCGGUUUACAUCUACAGUCCCGAGUAUGUCAGCAUGUGUGAUUCCCUGGCCAAAGUGCCCAAACGGGCCAGUAUGGUACAUUCUUUAAUCGAAGCAUAUGCGCUACAUAAGCAAAUGAGAAUAGUUAAGCCCAAAGUGGCCUCCAUGGAGGAGAUGGCCACCUUCCACACUGAUGCCUAUCUGCAACAUCUCCAGAAGGUCAGCCAAGAAGGAGAUGACGAUCAUCCAGACUCCAUAGAAUAUGGGCUAGGUUAUGACUGCCCAGCCACCGAAGGGAUAUUUGACUAUGCAGCAGCUGUGGGAGGGGCAACAAUCACAGCUGCCCAAUGCCUGAUUGAUGGAAUGUGCAAAGUAGCAAUUAACUGGUCCGGAGGGUGGCACCAUGCAAAAAAAUUUCAUAACCAAGGAAGGCCUUGAGAAAGUUUACUACUAAAAUCUACUGAGGUGAUGAAGGAAAGAGAACCAGUGUUUAGCAAUAAGUCUUCUAUGUCCUUAAAAACAAAGAGAAACAACCUGCCUUUUGUUAGUUUCUGCUCUAUUAAAAAAUAUUUCAGCAAUUCCAAGGAGAAAAAAAAAAAAGACCUUUCCUUCAAGCUACAGUUAAAGGGGAAAAGACCAACUUUCCCUGAACCAAAGACUUCUCUGCCCCCCUCGUGCUUAGCCCGUUGAGAAUAAUAGUGUGGUUUCAUGGGAAAUGCUUGGUCCUGUGAGUCAGAUCUAGUUUGAAUUUGGCACUUGGAAGAGUUUAUGUAUUUACUUAUUUUUAGUGUAGUUUAAUGCUUCUAAUUUUUUAGAAUAACUUAAUGCUACAUCAGAAAUUGAUUCCUCAAUACUGAAGAUGGAAAACAUAAGCAAGAAAGAUCACCAUUUUAUUGGAACUACACCAUAUAGCACAGUGCUAGGCACCAUGAUUCUAGAACAAAAACAAAAAUGCAAAAGUGGUAUAGUGAAGGGCUUAUGUAUGUAAGCCUACUACGGCCUGGGUCAGUUUUGAAUGGGACACUCAGAUACCUGAUACUUCUUAUCACUGUUUCACUGCCAAAAGAAAUGCAGUCUGUAUCUUAAGCCAAUUAUGGCUGCUUCUGUGUUGUGUAUAGGUGUGGGCAUACCCACACACCAUUGUUGUAACUAUUCCAGACAGCUUUCAGCUGAUCGUACUACAAAACAGACAUACCUGUGGUAAAAAUAAGACUGACAAGGAGUUUCUUGGGAUUGCCCCAAUUCACAGUGUUUUUGAUACUUCUAGCACCUCUCUGCAGGUGGACUGCAGCCAUUUAGCCCACAAAUUGACAUCUAACUAGCAUUUAUGUAUUGUAACCACAGUAUUUCCCCCUCCCGUGAUACAUGUAUAGAUUCAUACAUGCCUUUUAUUCAUUUAGCAUGUGUUAAUUAUGAAUAUACUAUAUGUCAUGCAUAUGUUUAUCAUCACUAGUAAGCUAGAGGUAUAUAAAUUGAAAUGUGGUAUAUUUUUUCACCUAAUAAUUUUGGGGAAAAUAUCUUCAAAAUAUCCUAGCAGGAUUCUAGUGAAAUUGACUGUAUGACAGUCAAUAUAUCUAUUUGUUGGAUUAUUAUAUAACCAUUAAAAAUGGUGGUUAGGGCAACUACAUAACAAGAAAAAAUGCAUAUCAUAUAAUAUUGACUUUGUUUAAGCAUCAUCCAUUCAAUUGACUUUUUAAAAACUCUAUUUUAGUGUCUUUGUUUUUAUUCUAUUUGCUUGUUUAUUUUGUUAUUUAGCUUCCUGUUAAAGGUGAGAUCAUAUGGUAUUUGUCCUUCAAUGCCUGGCCUAUUUCACUCAGCAUAAUGCUUUCCAGUUCCAUCCAUGUUGUUGCAAAGGGUAGUAGCUCCUUCUUUCUCUCUGCUGCAUAGAAUUCCAUUGUGCAUAUGUACCACAAUUUUUUGAUCCAUUCAUUUACUGACUUUUUAAAAACUCUAGAAAUAAGAGUUAAAAUUGGGGAAAAUGUUCCUACCUCUUAACCCAGUAAUAUUAUUCUUAGCAAUCCAUUCUAAUGAAAUAAACCAAUUCUGCACUCAACAAAUUCAUAUCAUAGGGGCAAGACAGCAAAUAAUUACAUUUGAAAGCUAAAGAAGAGUUAUUUUCAAAGAAAAUUUUUGCAAAAGAUUAAUGAGGGACUAAUGCUUUUAUAUAUUAAAUGUACAAAACUAGAAAAAUGAAAACACUGGUACCAUGGGUAUAAGGUAUGACAGGUGAUAUCGUAAAUUCCCCAAAGAGACAAUUAUAUAUGAGAAUUCAAUCUAUUAUAAAGCAUGUGUUGCAAGUGAAUGGGAGUGGAAAGGAUUGUUCAGUAAAUGAUGUUGUGACAGCUUGUAGCAUUUAUACUCUCAUCUCCUGUAAUAAACUAAAAUAAGUGGCAGCUGGAUUGAAGAGUUAAAUAUAAAAAAGCAAAUUUUAAGGAACUAGGAGGAAUGAAUAUUUAUCAAGCCUCUGGAGGGGAAUAGUUUUCUAAGCUUUAAGAAAGAAUGCAAAAAAAAAAAAAAAAAAACCCCGCAUAAAGGAUAAGAUCAACUAUUUGACUUAUAUAAAAAUUUUAAAACCAGCCCUAGCUGGUGUGGCUCAGUGGUUGAGUUCCAGCCUGCAAACCAAAGGGUCACGGGUUCUAUUCCCGGUCAGGGUACAUUCCUGGGCUAUGGGCCAGGUCCCUAGUGGGAAGAGUGCAAGAGGCAACCAGACAUUGAUGUGUCUCUCCCUCUUUCUCCCGCCUUUCCCCUCUCUCUAAAAAUAAAUAAAUACAAUCUUAAAAAAAAAUUUAAACCAAAGUAACUUAAAAUUAUUGUGACCAUUUUAAAAAUAAAAUCUAAACACAUACUGAAAAGGCAUAUUUGACACAAAUAUGGUGAAGUGUGAGAGUUUUGUAUUUUCUAAAGUAUUUAUAUAGUAUGAUAUAUAGGAAGAAAUAUGGGCAAAGAACAUGAAUAGAAAACUUACAGAGGAGUUUAAGUACAACUGGAAAACACGGGGCAGUGUUCAUCACUACUAAUCAAAGAAAUGUAAAUUAAAACAACCAGGUAGCCACUGUUUAAGCCUGUAUUUAACAGAAUUUUUUAAAAUGACACUCAGUUUGCUAGUAGUAGUGUGGUUUGGUUCAACCCUUAAGAAAGCAAUUUGGAAGCCAGCAUGUAUUAAUGCCCUCUUAUGUAGUAAGCCUACUCCUGAAAAUGUUUCCUAAGAAAAUUAUUAAAAUUAUAGAAAAAAACUAUUUGUAUGAAGAUGUUUAUCUGUUAUUUAUUUCAAAAAAAGUAACACGAAUGUCUAGCAAUAAGGAAAUGGCGAAUCCUUUCCAUUGAAUAUUAUACUAUGCUUUUAUUUUAAAUGAUGAUUAUGAAGACUCUAUGGCAUUUCAGCAAAAUACUUAUGUGCUAAUGAUAAAGCAGGUUUUAAAAUUGUAUGCAGCCCUGCUUGGUGUGGUUCAGUGGAUUGAGUGCCAGCCUGGGAACCAAAGGACCACCAGUUCGAUUCUCAGUCAGGGCACAUACUUGGGUUGCAGGCCAGGUCCCUAGUUCAGGGCACAUACUUGGGUUGCAGGCCAGGUCCCCAAUAGGGGGCACACAAGAGGCAACCACACAUUGAUGUUUCUCUCCUCUUUCUCCUUUCCUUCCCCGCUCUAAAAAAAUAAAAUAAAGUAAAUACAAUCUUUUUAAAAAUCAAGAAAAAGAAAUAAAAUUGUAUGCACACUGUGAUUACAACUUUGUAAAACACAUACCUAUGGGAAAAAAACUAGAAAGAAUGAUUAUGUUAAUAGUUAUGUUAGGGUGGCAGAAUUAUUGAUGAUUUUUUAUAUGUGUUUUUCUAGUUUUCAAAUUUUCUGUGAUGAGAUUUUAUUACUUUUGCAGCUGAAAUUCUACCAAAAUAAAAAGAGGUAAAAAAUAGUUACAGAAAAUAUAACAAGGGGUUAAAAUGUUUAUUCUAAUUGCUUUUUAAGAACACUAAUAUGCAGAUAAAUGGGCAGGAGACAUGAACAGGCAAUUUACAAGAGGAAAUAAAUAGUAAACAAACAUGAACGAAUACUUAGUAUUACUAGUAAUUAAAGGAAGUGAAAUUGAAACAUCAUAUAUACAUGUAUAUACUUUCCUCCUACCAAAUUUGAGCCAAAGGAAGAAAGAUCUUUAUCUUAUAACAUCUAUUACUCUUGAUAAUCUAUUCUAAGGAAAUAAACCAAUCCAAAAUAUGGAAAAGCUGUAUAUAUGAAGAUGGUAAAUUCUCUCUCACUUAAAAAAAGCCAAAAAAGGAAGGGAGACCUAAAUAUUCAGCAGCAGAAUGGCUAGGUAGUAGUAGUAUACUACAACAUAUCUAUUUGUUGGGUUAAUAUAUAACCAUUAAAAAUGGUGGUUAGGGCAACUGCAUAACAAGAAAAAAUGCAUAUCAUAUAAUACUGACUUUGUUUAAGUAUCAUACAUCAAAGUAUCACUUUGAUGAGAGUCAUGUAAAAAUAUAUGCAUGUGAAAAAAAUCUUAGAAGGAAAAGCAGUUGACCUCUGAUCAAGACAGAGGUUUCUUGAACAACAAUUAAAAUAAAAAAAUUAAUAAAUGAACUAAAUUGGGAGAGUUGUAAAAAAAAAAAAGACAGAAGUUGAAGUGCAUAUCUCCUGCACCAUCCAAACAGCACAUUAUUAAGUACAGUGGGUCCUCUGCAUCUGUGGAUGCCCAACCACAGAGUUGAACUUUGAACAACACAGGUUCAAACUGAAAAAAAUUCAUGUAUAAGUGGACUGGUGCAGUUCAAAUCCAUGUUGGAAGGUCAAACUGUACAACAAAAUGAUACCAGUGACUCUAGGAGGAUACAUGUAUAUGUGUAUGUAUAUACACUCACACACAUACAUAUACAUGUACCAUUUUCCUGUUUCCCCUACUUUUUCUAUAUAUUCUCUAAAUGUGAUUAUAUUACUUUUAUCAAUAAACUUUUUAUAAUAAACUGCUUGGAACAAGUUGUGAAGCAACUACAAUACAGACACAAUAUGGUCAGUGUGUGCUAGUUAUGCACAAAGUAGUGGGUUGUACAGAACAGGGAGAAAGAGUCUCUCUUCCCAGUGGUGGUGAUGAACAAUUCCAAGCAGAGGAAAUAAUAAAAGCAUGGCGGGAGGAAAUUAUGGGGCAUUUGAAGAACUACAAGUUCAAAUGUGGCCUGAACAUUAAAAAAAAAUAGAGCAAAACAGAUUAUAAAGGUUUUGUAAAUCAUGCUGAGGAGAUGGAUUUUCCCCCCUGAGGCUAGUGGGGGUUUAUUGGGGAAUUUUAUUUUAUUUUAUUUUUUUAAUUUAUGUAUUUAUCUUUAGAGGGGAAGGAAAGGAGAAAGGGAGAGAAACAUCAAUGUAUGGUUGCCCUUUGCGCAUCCCCUGCUGGGAACUGGCCUGCAGGGAACCAGCCGGCAACCCAGGCAUGUGCCCUGACUGGGAAUCGAACCUCGAUUGUCUGGUUCGCAGGCCCGAGCUCAAUCCACUGAGCUACAUCAUUGGGGAAUUUUAGCAUGCGUGGCAAUGUGCUAAUUGAAUCAAAAGGAACUGAGACUAAAGGCUAUUGUAAUUAUUCAUUUAAUAAACACUUAUUAUGCUCCUGCUGUAUGCUAGGUGAUAUGGAAAUGAAGAGGUCUAUUAUUUGAGGACAGUUGGUACCGGACAAAAAGGCCUCUUAGUGAAUCCAUUUAAAAGAGGAACUAGCCCUGUCUGGUGUGGCUCAGUGGGUUGAUCACCAGCCUGCAAACCAAAGGGUUGCCAGUUUGAUUCCUGGUCAGGAUACAUGCCUGGGUUGUGGACCAGGUCCCGAGUAGGGGGCAUACAAGAGGCAACUACACAAUGACAUUUCUCUUCCUCUCUUUCUCCCUCCUUUCCCCUCUGUCUAAAACAAAUAAAAAAUCUUUAAAAGGGGGAGGACUAAAAUUUUAAAGUAAUGGAGGGGAUAGAGCUUGAUAGUAUGCUAACUUGAAUAACUAUAAGCUA